AUGUUCAACGCUGCCGUCGGACUGCGCAAAGCCCUCCGGUCCUCUUCUCUCGGUGGGGCAGUCCGGCUGGCGAGAAGAGGAGGCGGCUGGAAGUGGCGCCUGGCUUGCGCAGGCUUUUGCUCCGUGAUGAUGCCAUGGAGGGCGAUCGGGAGGACCUUUGCGCCUACCUGGAGAGCUGCAGGCUGUGGCAGAAGCAUCGCUGCGCCGCUGACCUUGCGGCGGGUGGUCAAUGAAGCUGGCUUUGAGGUGGGCAUCACGAUGUCCCCGGAGGAAGCCGAGCAGUUGGGCUUGAAGCCCUUUGGCGACGGCGGCGCAGAGAAUGAAACCAGCCCGCGUCGCCCCAAGCUCUACACCCAUGGGCCCUGCUGUUCCCCGGCCGCGGCGCAGUUCGUCGUGCCGUGUGCGGGCUUUCAGGAUGCCGAUGAGCCGGAGCAGCAGCGCAUGGCAGAGGAGGCCUUAGAGAAGAUGCGGCUGAAUGGCUUUGUGGUCCUCGAAAGCCUCCUGCCCGCUGAGUGGAUUCGGAAGCUUGAAGCAGAGGCCCAAGCGUUUUUGGACCUUCCGCAAGAAGGUCUCAUCCCGCAGCCUUUGCGAGCAGGGCGAACGGAGGGGCACUUGGCCUUCACAGCACCCUGGGCCAGCGACUGGUUAUUGAAGAAUGAACUCAUUUUGGAGGUUGUGGCUGGCUACAUGACAAAUAUGCUGGCGGCGGGACGCACGCAGGAGGAGCAGCAGUGGGGUUUGGUCCAGUGGCUGACUUCUGGAGCGAGCCUGGACUGGUUCUCGCUGCCCGAAUGGGGUCCGAAAGCUGGGCCCUUGCUGGAGGCGCCGCCCGCGGGUUGCAGCGACGUGGGCGCCGCGGCGGAUGAAGGGCCCUUCUUCGGGCGCAUCUCCUUGAUCCGCACGCCGCCAGGUUCUGAGCCGCAGAAGCACCACCGGGACAUCAACUUCCCAGGGCCCGCGGCACAGGUCACCGCCCAGGUGGCACUCACGCAGUUGGAGGCCAACAAUGGCCCGUUAGCCUAUGUGCCGGGCUCCCAUCGCAUGCUGAUGCCUGGCUUUGAGGUGGUGGCGAAUCCUCCCCUCGGUUCGGUGGUGCUUUAUGACUCCUUCUGCGAGCAUCGGGGCAUUGAGCACCAUGGGAGGAAAGACAGGUACGCCAUGUACUACGAGUUCGAGACGCGCGGCGUCUUCAGCGGCUACACGGCGACCCACUUCGGCCCCAGCUCGGGCGAGCACAUGAAGGCCUUCCGUGCUUUCGUGGAUCCCGAGCUGCGGGAGCACGUGCUGCGGCGGCAAGGCAGCAUGGUGGGGGCGUGA
Molecule: messenger RNA, 1317 nt
Organism: Durusdinium trenchii
Lineage: Eukaryota; Dinophyceae; Suessiales; Symbiodiniaceae
Source: the annotation of a GenBank genome assembly